This is a messenger RNA of Dermacentor albipictus, 3571 nucleotides long. RefSeq names its product protein argonaute-2-like. The record is from RefSeq and is a predicted model, not a curated record. NCBI's taxonomy places the organism in Eukaryota, Metazoa, Arthropoda, Arachnida, Ixodida, Ixodidae. Gene Ontology annotation, biological process: regulatory ncRNA-mediated post-transcriptional gene silencing. Gene Ontology annotation, molecular function: miRNA binding; protein binding; RNA endonuclease activity.
AGCGUUCCAUUAGUGAUCCGGUAACGUUAACGACCUGUCGUCCCAUCAUUUGCCGACGCGUUAGUCUGCGUGGCAGGUCCAGCAGGUGCUUGGGGGCUUCCUUCGCCGGUCAACUCGGGCGGAGACUCCGCCGCCGACCGAGACCAACCGACGGCGUUUGUACGCGGCCAUCUUCACGAACUGGCUGCGGCGACGAAGACGACGAUUAACGACGCAUCCGCGCCACGCCAGACCAACCAAUCAGCCAUCGCCAGCGCGUUCCGGCCAAGUGUCUAUAAGCGUUGUUCCUGCCUCGGAGGGUGCCUGUGGAGCUCGAGCUGCUGCAUUCGUACCCGGACUUUGCCGAGAAAGAAACAAUGUCGAAAGUUGCGGUGAUGCGACCCCGCAUGGCAGCUGGCUGCACCGCGUCAGAACUCCGAACGGUACACGUGGGACGCUCCCCGGUCGUCGCAGGGGUACCGGGAGGAGGCAGCCAGGUGGCGCCCUCGGCGCUCCCCUACAACGGCACGACACAGGCUUCGUUCGCGCAGGCCAUCUCGCAGAGGGUGGCGCCCUCUGCCGCUGCGCAACUGCGUGCUAACGCCGCCGCGGCUGCCGCCACCACCACCUCCUCCGUCACCAGCGCGAACGUGGUCGCCGCCUCGGCGGCCAUCAACCACGGCGGGGGAACCGCCAACGGAAACGGGGCCCGCAGCGUGGCGCCCACCGAGGGGUCGCUGCCUGCGACGUCGCCCUCGCCCACGGGCACGGCUGUGCGCGGUCACGGCAACGGGAUCAGCAGGGACAAGUCGCAGAGCGACGAGCUCAGGAUUCAGGAGAUCCAGCGGACUCUUCCGUCACACUUCCCGCGGCGGCCGGCGCAAGGCAGGCUGGGCCGGCCCAUCCAGCUGACCGCCAACCACUUCGCCGUCGAGAUCCCGGCCGGGAACGUGUACCACUACGACGUCGAGAUCUUCUCCGAGACCCGCAAGGAGGUCAAGGUGCCCGAGAACCGAAAGUACCGCUGCAUAAGCACCAAGAUCAACCGCUUGGUCAUCGAGCUGCUCGUCAAGAAGUACCGCCUCGACCUCAGCAACUGCGUGCCGGCCUUCGACGGCCGCAAGAACCUCUACACCCGGCGCGAGCUCAAGUUUCGCGAGCGCACCUUCACGGUCGACCUGGACGAGGACCAGCGGGUCCAGAAGUUCGUCGUCAAGAUCCAGUACGCGGCCACCGUGAACCUGGACGCGCUGCACGCGGUCUUCGACAACCGUGUCAACACCGUUCCGCAGGAGGUCUUGCAGGCCGUCGACAUCGUGCUGCGCCACGGCCCGUCCAUCAAGCUGACGCCCGUCGGCCGGUCCUUCUUCAAGCCGCCGCCCCACAACGAGAACAACACGCUCGGCGGGGGUCGCGAGGUCUGGUUCGGCUACUACACCAGCGUGCGACCGGCCCAGUGGAAGCCUAUGCUGAACGUGGACAUGUCCGCCACGGCUUUCUACGAGCCUCUCCCCAUCAUCUCUUUCAUGUGCAAGAUCUUCAGCGAGGGCCGCCGCGAGAUGACCGCGGGCGACUUCCGGGACCUGCGCGACUUCCAGAACGUCCGCCUCAACAAGGAGCUCAAGGGCCUGCGCGUCAAGGUGACCCACCUGCCGUACCCGCGGAAGUACAAGGUCAUCCGCGUCACCAAGGAGCCCGCGAAGAAGCUCUACUUCAACAUGGAGGACGGCUCCCGGUGCUCGGUGGCCGACUACUUCCAGAACCGGUACGGCCGGCUCAACUACCCGAACCUGCCGUGCGUGCAGACCGGCAGCGCGACGCACCCCGUCUACCUGCCGCUCGAGGUGUGCGAGAUCGUCGAGGGCCAGCACUGCAAGAAGAAGCUCGACGAGAACCAGACGUCCGAGAUGAUCAAGCGGACGGCGCAGCCGCCGGCCAAGCGCUUCAACGAGAUCCGCCAGUCGGUGCGCGACCUGGUCACCAGCAGCGAUCAGUGUCUGCGCGAGUUCUCCAUCAAGAUCAGCACCGAGCCGACCCAGCUCAAGGGCCGCGUGCUGGAGCCGCCGUCGCUGGUGUUCGAGAACAACGCGGUGAGCAAGCCGCGCGAGGGGACCUGGGAGCUCCGGGGCCGCCACUUCUACAAGGCCGCCUCGCUGAGCCGCUGGACGCUGCUGAACCUGAGCCGGUUCGCGCAGCGCGACAGCCUCGAGAACUUCGCCAAGAUGCUCGUGCGCGUCGGCCACGAGCUGGGCAUGCGCAUCGAGCAGCCGCUGGACAUCGGCGCCGCCGACACCAACCGCAAGCCGGUCCGCUCCGUGCUGCUGGAGGAGCAGCGCAAGCAGCCCAACCUCGAGAUGAUCGUCAUCGUGCUGGCCAAGAACUCCAACUACGCCGAGAUCAAGCAGGUGGCGGAGACCGAGAUAGGGCUUCGCACCCAGUGCGUCAUGGACAACAACGUUGUGAAGAAGUGUAACGCCGCGCUCGUCACCAACCUGCUGCAGAAGAUCAACGCCAAGCUUGGCGGCACCAACAACAGCCUGCUGUCGCAGGAGAAGCCGGCCAUCUUCCAGAAGCCCGUGAUCAUCAUCGGGGCGGACGUGACCCACCCGGCUCCCGGGGACAAGCUGAGGCCCUCGAUCGCCGCGUGCGUGGGCAGCCUCGACUCCAUCCCGUCAAAGUUCCAUGCCUCCAUCCGCAUCCAGAUGGAGGACUCGGCGGCCACGGCGCGCGUGGAGAUCAUCAAAGACCUCAAGGACAUGAUGAAGGACAUGCUGAAGGCCUUCUACCGCGCCACCAAGCACAAGCCCGAGCGGAUCAUCUUCUAUCGCGACGGUGUGAGCGAGGGCCAGUUCAUGGAGGUUCGCAAUCGGGAGGUAAGCGCCAUCCGGCUGGCCUGCCAGGAGCUGUCGCCCAACGAGACGUACGAGCCGGCCCUGACGUUCAUCGUGGUCCAGAAGCGUCACCACACCCGGUUCAUGCCGGCCAGCGACCGCGACGGCGUUGGCAAGUGCCGCAACGUGCCUCCUGGCACCACCGUCGACUCCGUGGUCACUCAUCCGCUGGACUUCGACUUCUUCUUGUGCAGCCACUUCGGAAUCCAGGGCACGAGCAAGCCCUCGCACUACUACAUAGUGUGGGACGACUCCAACUUCUCGGCCGACGACCUGCAGAAGCUCAGUUACUACCUGUGCCACACGUACGCCAGGUGCGCGCGCAGCGUGAGCAUCCCGGCGCCCGUGUACUACGCCCACCUGGCCGCGUACCGCGCCAAGAACCACGUGAUGAGCAAGGUGGACGUCUCGAGCUCCAGCAGUGACUCGUCCGGCGGCAGCGCCGACUCGGUCUCCACCAGCCAGUACGUGGAGGCCGUCAAGGUUCUGGACUCCCUGCAGACGGCCAUGUACUUCGUGUGACUCGCCCCCCCCCCCCCUCCGGCAAGCUUGGUCGUCUGCUCGGAGCACUUUUUUUUUUCAGGUCUUCAGCGCUGAGACGUCCGUCUCAGCUUUCCUUCUUUGUGUGCUUUCUUUUUGUUUUGUUUUGAAAAGUGUCUUCUUUGUUUGAAAUAAAAAAAAAACUUUUGUCUUUGCCGUAA